This is a messenger RNA of Oryzias melastigma (Indian medaka), 1586 nucleotides long. RefSeq names its product ubiquitin-conjugating enzyme E2B (RAD6 homolog) (gene ube2b). The transcript has 6 exons. The coding region runs from base 168 to 626 and encodes 152 amino acids. Gene Ontology annotation, cellular component: HULC complex. NCBI's taxonomy places the organism in Eukaryota, Metazoa, Chordata, Actinopteri, Beloniformes, Adrianichthyidae. Gene Ontology annotation, molecular function: ubiquitin conjugating enzyme activity. The record is from RefSeq and is a predicted model, not a curated record. Gene Ontology annotation, biological process: proteasome-mediated ubiquitin-dependent protein catabolic process; protein polyubiquitination; DNA repair.
CUCGCCUAGCGCAGCGCGAGCAAACUCCGUCACCUUAAAUAGCGAAAUAGCUGCUGUGAGAGGACAAGAAAGGGGCUGCAAGCGGAAGAAACACCGGAUCUGUUCUGGGCUCUGGCUUAGCUUACACAACAUUAAGAAGCGUAACAUCAAAUUUCAGCUUUAAAAAAAUGUCCACACCAGCAAGGAGACGGCUUAUGAGGGAUUUUAAAAGGCUUCAAGAAGAUCCUCCUACUGGCGUAAGCGGUGCACCGUCAGAGAACAAUAUCAUGCUUUGGAACGCUGUUAUUUUUGGGCCUGUAGGCACACCAUUUGAAGAUGGAACAUUUAAGCUGCUGAUAGAGUUUUCAGAGGAAUACCCAAACAAGCCCCCCACAGUCCGCUUUGUCUCCAGAAUGUUUCAUCCAAAUGUUUAUGCAGAUGGCAGUAUAUGUUUAGACAUUCUUCAGAACCGCUGGAGCCCCACAUACGACGUCUCGUCCAUACUCACUUCCAUCCAGUCAUUGCUGGAUGAGCCCAACCCCAACAGCCCAGCCAACAGUCAGGCCGCACAGCUCUAUCAGGAAAACAAGAGGGAGUACGAGAAGAGGGUGACGGCCAUCGUGGAGCAGAGCUGGUCGGACGUCUGAAAGUUUGUACUCUCUGCUGUCCUCUUCAUCACGCUCUGCAUCAUCCCGUCUCUCACUUUAUCUCAAAGAAAAAAAAAUAAGCGACUAUAUCAAAAUUUUAAGUGCCACUCUGAAGCAAAAGAACAAAUGGACAUGACCUUGCUUGCCAAUGCAUUUUAGGAAACAGAGAUUAAAGAGUUGUGACUUAAUCUUAUAUUUUUUCUUAUUCUUUAAUUUUUUUUUUUAAUUGCAUGAUGUGAAAUAAGUUAUUGCUAACAAAGCGCUUGAGUUUUACAGAUUUCUUUUUUUUUUUUUUCUUAUUGAACGUUCUCUUUUUAAUCUCUUUAUCUGCACUUGGCUGUUAGGAAAUGACUCAGUAAUGACCAAAUUAGACUUUAAAAUGCUGAGAUCCCCCCAGAUAGACUUCACUAGACUGUAACUUUCAACUAAAGUCGGAGUUUUCCCUCUGGAGGGCGCAACAAGUCGGUUUAAAGAGUAGAAAAGACUGGAGUUUUGCUGUACUGGAUUAAGAGGUAAAAUCAGCUUUUUUAUUGAAUGCUACAGGAAGUGGACUCCAAACUUUGUUGCCUGCGAUGUCGGUUGACAGCCGGACCUGAUUAAAUCUUAAUGAACUUUUAUCUUAAAUGCUAAUAAUCAGGUUAAGGAGCACAGCAUUAAUGUUGCUGUAAAUGUGUAAAGGAUUUCAGGGCAAACUCGUUUGCAACAUUGUGGGGUUUUGUUUUUUUGAUUUGCCUUUCUCAGUCAUUUUUAAUGAAAUCAACCCAUGACUUAAUCCAACCGCACACAAGUUUAAUCUGCCAUUGUGAAACUGAUUCUGUCCUUGAUCAGUGAAAGCCACAUUGUGGUUUGUGAAUCACUUCACCCAACAAGCAGAAGGGAUGUUUUAACAUUUCGAGAAUAAACAAAUGUAUACAUAAUAUGCAGUAUAAACAUAAAUAAAACACAUUUUCCAGACUUUGA